CUGGCGUGAACGCUAUUCUGCGUCCAUCAUGGCAACCAGGUGGGGGAUCUGUGGCACGGGCAGGAUCAGCCACGACUUUAUCGUGGCUCUGGAAACUCUUCCUGCUAAAGAGCAUCAGGUUGUGGCCGUGGCAGCUCGUAAGUUGGAGGAUGCACGGGAGUUUGCUAAAAGGCACAACAUCUGCAGAGCGUACGGCGGCUACGAGGAGCUGGCCAGAGAUCCUGCCAUCGAUGUGGUGUAUGUCGGAGUUAUUCAUCCCCACCAUCUGAGCGCUUGUCUGCUCUUUACCAACGCUAAGAAGAAUGUGCUGUGUGAGAAGCCGCUGGCCAUGAACACUAAGGAGGUCCAGCAGAUCCUGGCGUCAGCCAAGAUGAAUGAUGUCUUCUUCAUGGAGGCUGUCUGGACUCGCUUCUUCCCGGCAUUCGUGGAGAUCAGACGGCUUCUGACCCAGGAGGAGUUGGGUGAGGUGAAGAUGGUGAGAGCGGAGUUCGGCGUGCCGCUGACUCACAAGCCCAGAUGCGUGCAGAAGGAGCUGGGCGGAGGAGCGCUCCUGGAUGUUGGCAUCUACUGCCUGCAGCUGAUAUCCAUGGUGUACAACGGGGAAAAGCCGGAGUGCAUCCAGGCCACAGGGGUCCCUCUGGAGACGGGAGUGGACGAGACCGUGGUCGCUACUCUGAAGUAUUCCAAGAACAGACUGGCCGUGUUGACCUGCUCGUUGCGUAUGGAGCUCCCCAACGACGCCGUCAUUGUGGGCACGAAGGGAACGAUCAGAGUCCCUUAUCCAGUGUGGUGCCCCACAUCGUUAGUGGUGAACGGGAAGGAGACUCAGUAUCCUCUGCCUGAACCCUGUUUGCCUCUAAACUUCACCAACAGCACAGGGAUGCGCUAUGAAGCAGAGGAGGUGCGACAGUGUCUGUUGAAGGGGCUGAAGCAGAGUGCCGUCAUGUCCCACGCUGACUCUCUGCUGCUGGCUGAGGUGGAGGAUGAGAUUCGUGGACAGGUGGGGGUGGUGUACAGCCAGGACUGCCAAUAAAUGUACACACAGGGCAAGUGGUUUCCCGGCACUCACGACACGUAUUGCUGCUGCUGGAGAUGUGUGAUUAUUCCAACACAUGCAGACAACCAGA
Molecule: messenger RNA, 1127 nt
Organism: Betta splendens (Siamese fighting fish)
Lineage: Eukaryota; Metazoa; Chordata; Actinopteri; Anabantiformes; Osphronemidae
Product: trans-1,2-dihydrobenzene-1,2-diol dehydrogenase-like
Exons: 7
Coding region: 29-1033 (334 amino acids)
Molecular function (GO): nucleotide binding
Source: RefSeq, a predicted model, not a curated record